Molecule: messenger RNA, 1272 nt
Organism: Arctia plantaginis
Lineage: Eukaryota; Metazoa; Arthropoda; Insecta; Lepidoptera; Erebidae
Source: the annotation of a GenBank genome assembly
AUGGCGGCCGGGGUACUUUACACUUAUCCGGAAAACUUCCGCGCUUACAAGGCGUUGAUCGCCGCACAGUACUCCGGAGCCGAUGUGAAAAUAGCUCCUAACUUUGUGUUCGGUGAAACUAACAAGUCCGAGGGUUUCUUAAAGAAGUUCCCAGCCGGUAAAGUGCCAGCCUAUGAAAGUGCCGACGGUAAAGUACUACUCACAGAGAGCAAUGCUAUCGCAUACUACGUGGCUGAUGCUGCCCUCCGUGGUGGUGACCUGGCUACUCAGGCAAGAGUAUGGCAGUGGGCCUCAUGGGCAGACAGUGAGCUGUUGCCUGCCUCGUGCGCUUGGGUGUUUCCCUACCUCGGUAUCAUGCAGUUCAACAAACUGAAUGUUGAGCGUGCAAAGCAAGACCUCCUGGCCGCUUUGAAGGUGUUGGACUCUCACUUGUUGACGCGCACAUUCCUUGUCACAGAAAGGAUCACACUGGCAGACAUCAUUGUCUUCACUACGCUACUGCACGCUUACCAGCACGUGCUGGACGCUUCGCUGCGCAAGUCGCUGGUGAACGUGGGGCGCUGGUUCGUGACCGUGGCCAACCAGCCGCGCGUCCGCGCAGUCGUCGGUGACGUCACGCUCUGCGCCGCGCCGCCCGCCGUCGACCACAAGAAGUUCCAGGACCUCACCAACAGCAAGAAGGACGGUGCAAAGAAAGAAAAGAAGGCCGAAAAGAAAGAACAGCCCAAGAAAGAAAAAGUGGAGGAAUCCCCAGCUCUAGACGAUGAACUGGAAGAGAAGCCUAAGGAGUCCAAGGAUCCCUUCGACUCUAUGCCUAAAGGAACAUUCAAUAUGGAUGACUUCAAGAGAUGCUAUUCAAAUGAGGAUGAAUCAAAGUCAAUCCCCUACUUCUGGGAGAAGUUUGACCCUGCAAACUACUCCAUCUGGUACGCUGAAUACAAGUACCCAGAGGAGCUCGCCAAGGUGUUCAUGAGCUGCAACCUCAUCACUGGCAUGUUCCAGCGCCUGGACAAGAUGCGCAAGCAGGCCUUCGCGUCGGUGUGCCUGUUCGGCACGGACAACGACUCCAGCAUCUCGGGCGUGUGGGUGUGGCGCGGCCACGAACUGGCCUUCCCUCUGUCACCGGACUGGCAGAUCGACUACGAGUCCUACGAUUGGAAGAAGCUCGACCCCGCCAACGAGGAGACCAAGAAGCUGGUCCAGAACUACUUCUCGUGGUCCGGCGAGGACAAGAAGGGACGCAAGUUCAACCAGGGCAAGAUUUUCAAAUGA